CAUUUCCAAUGCGGUGCCAAAUGUUUCUAAUUCGGUAAUUCGGCAGAAUGCUGUUUGGGGGGGAAAGCGCAUAUGAAAUAAACGUGGGUGGGAUCCCGACUGCAUUCGGAAUCGGAUAUAUAACAAAGAAACCGACGAGCUACAUUUAGAGAAAUAUUGGAAGUAUAUCUGUAUUCUGCACAAACUGGAUGGGCUCUUGUAAGGGAUGGACGCAUUGUCCUUGCGUCUUCGCCGAUUAUCGGAGGGGAUUUUAUCGACAUUUCUCCCUCCGAAGGUCUUAUAUUCAUUUCCAAGUACUUAAGGAGACAAUAGCACCGUUCGAGCAUUUCUCAUUCUAGCUGUGGGGGGCUUAUAAGGCUCGUUUUGGAUAAUAAUAAUAAUAAAAAAAAUCAAAUAAAUCAACUUUAUUGAUGAUCCAUGCUGAGCGGAAGGUCUGUUUUGGGGGAUUUUAAAGAUUUAUCGACUCGAGUGAACCGUUUGCGAUAAAGAAUCGGAAAAUCGGCAUAUCAUUCUGCAUUUGGAUGAGAUUUUCCUGGUCUAUUUAAUACAUUUAUUGUUUUGAAAGUAUCGUAUAUUACAUUUAUCCAAGUGAGAAUAUUGAUAAGGGACUUUGGAACCAGAGUAGGAGAUUUGGACAUCAUCAUCAUCAUCAUCAUCACCAUUUCUGAAGAUCUUGGACAUCUUUGUGCUGCUCUGAACUUGGGAAUCGUUUGGAUGCUCCGGGACGGAGCUGUAGUAUUCCUGGCUGAUGAAGCUGUUUCCUCUCCACAAUCUCCCUCCAACAGUCUGGGUGAUUUUUCCAGCACAGCUGCAGUGGCACGGAAGAAGCGACCUUUGUUUAUAUUGUUUCUCAACAGCGUUUUAAAUGCAGUCUGGAUCUUGUAAAGCUCAACUAAUCACUGUAGUGAUUAUGUUUGCCCACUAUCUUCCCGACUAAGUACACCAUUUAUCAGCCUGUGACAAACUUCCAAGUUCAGCAUCCUGUUUGCUACCUAACUUCAGGAACUGAAGGGCAUUACACACGACUCAAAAUUGUUCACACUUGUUUCUAAUGAUGUGAAAACGUGAUGUUGAGACAGAAUGAAUCUCUGAGUCGCAUUGCUCCAGUUACCCAGAAGUCCUUGAAAAGACAGGAGAUGCCCUUCUGAGAUGACUGACACAGGAACAAACUUCAUAUCUGGACCAGGAAGCUGAUGCAUCAUGGAGAGGCUGGUGUUUUAUGUCUUGGUGUUUGGCGCUCUGGUGAAGGCUCAACACUGUCCUGGUCGAUGCAUCUGUCAGACCAUCUCACCAACGCUUACCCUCCUCUGUGCCAAGACUGGACUUCUGUUUGUACCACCAACCAUUGACCGCAGGACCGUAGAGCUACGCCUGACCGACAACUUCAUCACUGCUAUACGAAGGAAAGACUUCUUAAACAUGACUAGUCUGGUGCACCUCACGCUGUCACGCAAUACCAUCAGUCAGAUCGAUCCGCAUGCUUUUGAGGGACUCAAGUCUUUGAGAGCGCUACACAUGGACGGAAACCGUCUAACUGUCAUUAAUAGUGACCAGCUGAAGGGUUUGACCAGCCUGAGACACCUUAUACUGGGCAAUAAUCAAAUUCAGCAUAUUGAACCGUCCUCCUUUGAUUUGUUUGUAUCCACUAUUGAGGACUUGGAUUUGUCCUACAAUAACUUGAGGACAUUACCUUGGGAAGCCAUAGCCAAGAUGACCAACAUAAACACGUUGACUUUGGACCACAAUUUAAUCGACCACAUUGGCGUAGGGACCUUCACGCUCCUCACAAAGCUGGUACGAUUGGAUAUGACAUCAAACCGCUUGCAGACAUUGCCUCCUGACACUCUAUUCCAAAAUGCCCAAGUGUUGUCCGACCCAAAGAUGUCCAGCUCGUCAAAGCUGACAGUGAGUUUUGGUGGCAACCCUCUUCACUGUAACUGUGAGUUACUUUGGUUACGUCGGUUGACGAGGGAAGACGAUCUCGAGACUUGUGCUUCUCCAGAACAACUGAUGGACAAAUAUUUCUGGUCCAUCCAGGAGGAGGAGUUCAUCUGUGAGCCGCCUCUCAUUACCAAACACCAGGUCACCAAACCCUACGUCAUGGAAGGUCAGGGGUUGACUCUAAAGUGUAAGGCGAUGGGCGACCCGGAGCCCAAAAUUCACUGGCGUUUUCCAGAUGGCAAGUUGGUGCACAAUAAUUCUCGUACAAUCCUCUAUGACAACGGCACUCUGGAAAUCCUCAUAACCACUUUGAAGGACAGCGGCGCCUUCAACUGUGUCGCCUCUAAUGCAGCUGGAAUCGCAACAGCUGCCGUGGAGGUCAAUAUGAUUCCAUUGCCGUUGUUUGUGAACAACACAGGUCACAUGAGGGAGGCAGACCCGGGACUCUCUGACAUCACCACCUCGACCAAAUCUGGCAACAACGACACGAAGUCCCAGAACAAGAGAGUGGUUGUUGAGGAACUGAGCGCCAACUCUGCUGUGAUCCACUGGCCAUCGGAACGCCACAUUCCUGGAAUCAGAAUGUAUCAGAUUCAAUACAACAGCACUGUAGAUGACACCCUGGUGUACAGAAUGAUUCCCUCUGCAAGCAAGACGUUCAAGAUAAACGAUCUGGCCGCUGGUCGCGAGUACGAGCUGUGUGUGUUGGCCGUGUAUGAUGAUGGCAUCACAUCUCUCACAGCGACACGAGUGGUGGGGUGCGUUCAGUUCCACACGGCGGUGGAGGCUGGUCAGUGCCGCUUCAUCCACAGUCAGUUCCUUGGCGGAACCAUGAUCAUCAUCAUCGGCGGAAUAAUCGUUGCAUCCGUCCUCGUCUUCAUCAUCAUCCUCAUGAUCCGAUACAAGGCAUACAGUGGGGUUGGCGCAGCGAAGGCUAAAGCUCGCAGUGGCAUGCACGAGCACUCUCAGACAAACGGAAGCAGACUCGGGCGUUCCAGUUCGAAACAGCAGCAACAUUCGCAACCGAACGAGGAACGACCCUGUCGCAGCGAGUCGCCCACGAUGAAGGACUGCAAGGCUCUGGUGCUUCUACAGAUGGAGGAAACACAGGAGGAGCUGAAGGUGGAACUCCCGCCACUUUGCGAAGGGAAAGUGCCACCCUCUAGGCGAGCCAGUUUGGGCGGGCUGCCCUCAGACGACACGCAAACGGACAGCAGCCUCACAGGCUCCACCAUGUCUCUGUGCCUCAUCGGGCCGAGCACCGGUCCGACGGAACCACUGCGACUCAAGGACAGUAAGGGGGCGCUGACAAACAUAAGCCUGCUGCCCAGCGAGCUCGCCCGGACUCGGCACCGGUUCUCAUUCGACGGAGAUUAUGCUCUGUUCCAGAGUCACAGUUACCCGCGACGGGCUCGAACCCGGCGACACAAAUCCACCACACAGCUGAACACGGACACGUCACCCCCUUGCAAUCGCAGGGUGACGUUCAGCAGCACAGAGUGGAUGUUAGAGAGUACGGUGUGAUGGACAGAUGACUACACAACAUAAACACACACGCUUGUGCAGACACGGAAGCCAACUCCUACACACAUUUUGACAUGUCUAUAUAUAGACGUUGUUGCAGUCACAUAUUGAUUCCUACAUCCGUUUUAACAUGUUUGAAACAUAACACAGAUGCUCUGUUUCAAAAUCUAGUGAGCUGCCUACUUAGACAGUAUUUAAAGGCUUCAUUGUCAAGCAUAGUAAAUUAAAUCAUUUGUUGUGUAUGAAGUGAGAAAGGUGUCGAUAUGCUCAUAUUUGAUUCAGUAAUGAAAAGUAUUAAUAAAAAUUUAUAUUUUUGUUAUGAAUGGGACAGGGUAGUAGACUAGUUGACAACCAACAAGUAGGACUGUCAAUUGAUUUAAAUUGUAAUAGAUUAAUCACAUGAGAUGCCAAUUAAUCUAAUUAAUCACAAUCAAUCGCAUAUAUCAGUACUUGCUUAGAAAUGCCCCCAAAUAAAGAUAAUAAAACAUAAUAUAUAUAUUUAAUUAUAUAUUAUAUAAUUACUAGGGUUGUCCAUUUAACGUGUUAAUUCAGUGCAAUUAAUUAUAUUUUUAAAAAAUGCAUAAAAAAAUAAUAAUGCAAUUAAUCAUGUCCCCGGACCGUAAUACGGAAGAUUCCUGAGCAAUUUAAGCUUGAAGUACCACCUGUUUUCUCCAGGGGGCAGUUAGCGAAACUUCAGUUGUAUAAGCAACGUGCAGCUUAUACAGAGAGCAAACCAACCCUUCAGCAGUCAGCACAACACAAGGACGUGUUCUUGCAUUCAAAGCACAGCUUGAUGGAGUGCAAAUCCAAAUUUAGGGAUCUCAAGACAUGCUUUUCUAAGUAUUAAACUAUGUUUAACUUUACACAGCGACCUAAAAAUGGUAAGUUAUGACACAACGCAACCAAAGUGAGAUGCUCCAAAAGCGUCCGUCUGAUGCAGGUGUACAUAUUAAAUCUCGGACUGAUUGACAAAUUCAGUUGCAAAAUGGAUUGCUGUGAACUGUAGGCCAAUGAUAAGCUUAUGUUCAAUAAUAUGGAAAUAAAAAGUAAAGCUUUUUGUAUUGUCUUAUCAAUGCUUAACAAUAAUGUAAUGCAUUUUAAU
Molecule: messenger RNA, 4567 nt
Organism: Myxocyprinus asiaticus (Chinese sucker)
Lineage: Eukaryota; Metazoa; Chordata; Actinopteri; Cypriniformes; Catostomidae
Gene: lrfn1
Product: leucine rich repeat and fibronectin type III domain containing 1
Exons: 6
Coding region: 1201-3465 (754 amino acids)
Molecular function (GO): protein binding
Source: RefSeq, a predicted model, not a curated record